AUGGCCACUCCCGACCUCGCCAAGCCGGCGUCCACGACGCAGGGCACCGCGAAGCCCUCCUCGAAGGCGGACCCGAUCCUGCUCUCGCUCUUCGCGAACCGGUUCAUGUCUAUCGCGGAGGCUAUGGGUCGUGCACUCUGUUCGUCUGAUCCUUCCGCCGUCCCUCAGUUUCGCCUCCGACUCACCCUCUCGCGCCUACAGAUCUUCGCCCCGAACGGAGACCUCAUCGCCAACGCACCUCACCUGCCCGUCCACCUUGGAUCGAUGAGUUUCGCGGUCCGGUACCAGCAGAACUUCUACAAGGACGACCUGCACGAGGGGGACGUCAUCCUGACCAACCAUCCUGUCGCUGGCGGAAGCCACUUGCCAGACGCCACUAUAAUAACUCCCGUCUUCCAGGACGGCCAGAUCGUCUUCUUCACCGCUUCGCGCGGACAUCAUGCCGACAUUGGCGGUUUGCUACCAGGAUCUAUGCCUCCAAACAGCAAGACCAUCUUCGACGAGGGUGCACAGAUCAAGUCUUUCAAGAUCGUCGAGCGCGGCAAGUUCCAGCGGGAGGAGCUCUACCGCCUAAUGGUUGAGGAGCCGGCCAAGUACGAGGGAUGCUCGGGCUCGAGGUGCUUCAGCGACGUCGAGUCGGACUUGCGGGCGCAGAUUGCGGCGAACGAGAAGGGUCGCGCGCUGAUCAACCUCCUCAACGAGGAGUACGGGCUCGAGACGGUCCAGGAGUACAUGCUGCACAUCCGCGAUAAUGCCGAGCUCGCCGUCCGCAACCUCCUCAAAGAAGUCUGCCGACGACAGGGCACGAACGAGCUCUCCGCAGUCGACUACCUCGACGACGGGACGCCCAUCGCGCUGAACGUCACGAUCGACGAGAAGGAAGGCAGCGCCGUCUUCGACUUCGAAGGCACCGGUCCCGAGAUCUACGGCAACCUCAAUGCGCCUGUCAGCGUCACCUACAGCGCUAUCAUCUACUGCUUGCGUGCGAUGGUCGACCAGGACAUCCCCCUUAACCAGGGCUGCCUCGUACCUAUCCAGGUCAAGCUCCCACCAGGCUCGUGCCUCAGCCCAUCCGACACGGCAGCCGUUGUCGCAGGGAAUGUCUGCGUCUCGCAGCGCAUCACAGACGUCGUGCUCAAAGCGUUCGAGGCGGCCGCAGCGAGUCAGGGCGACUGCAACAACUUGACGUUCGGAUCAACUUCAUUCGGAUACUACGAAACUAUCGCCGGAGGCUCCGGCGCUGGACCGACGUGGGAAGGCACCUCGGGCGUCCACACGCACAUGACCAACACGCGUAUCACCGACCCGGAAAUCCUCGAGCGCCGCUAUCCGACUAUCCUCCACCAGUUUUCUAUUCGACAAGGAUCUGGAGGGGACGGGCAACAUCGGGGUGGAGAUGGCGUCGUGCGCGAGAUCGAGUUCCUCGAGCCCAUCCAGUGCUCGAUCCUCUCCGAGCGCCGCGUCUUCCGUCCCUACGGCAUGAAGGGCGGCGAGCCCGGCACGAGCGGCAAGAACCUGUGGCUCAAACUGCCGCGCGUCGAGGACGGCGACCUCCCUCGCGAGAAGGAGAACACGGACGCGGCUCGCCAGCCUCGCACGAUCAACCUCGGCGGCAAGGCGACUGUCAGGAUGGGCACGGGCGACAGGAUCGUCAUCAACACGCCUGGCGGAGGCGGGUGGGGCAAGGUUGGCGAGGAGAAGCGGAUCAAGGGGGACGAGGGACAGAAGCACGGUCGACACGAUGCUCGCGGGAGCGUCUUUGAGCGGUCGCAGGCGCAGGAGGGAGUGUAA
Messenger RNA from Rhodotorula toruloides NP11, 1791 nucleotides. Its product is annotated as 5-oxoprolinase. Lineage: Eukaryota; Fungi; Basidiomycota; Microbotryomycetes; Sporidiobolales; Sporidiobolaceae. Gene Ontology annotation, cellular component: cytosol. Gene Ontology annotation, molecular function: 5-oxoprolinase (ATP-hydrolyzing) activity. The transcript is spliced from 12 exons. The record is from RefSeq and is a predicted model, not a curated record. Gene Ontology annotation, biological process: glutathione metabolic process. The coding region runs from base 1 to 1791 and encodes 596 amino acids.